AGCUCCCCAACCUCAAGCUGUUCCCAGCCCCAGGCGAAGGGCAAGAGAUACCCUCCCUCGGUCGGACCUCAGCCGCUUUGCGCGCUGCCUUGUUCUGUUACCUGUUUACCAUUUCCCAGGAGUCCCUCGCGAAGCGACGCGCUUCACCAAGUGUCCAUCCAAACAAGUCGAUUGACCGCGCACAGUCGCGCGCAUUCCCCCGACCGACCUCCGCACACAAGCACCAACAAUGUCCCUCUUCGGCGACGACGACGGCGACACGCUCCCUUCCUCCCGCCCCAAACCCUCCGCCUCCCUCUUCGACGAUGAUGACCACCACCGUCCCGCCAGCACCAGCCUCUUCGCCGACCACGACGACGCCGACGACGCCCACUCCUCGCCCUGGGGAAUCCCGACGCCCCGGAAAGCAGGGACGCGGAGCUCGCUCAUCAGGAACUUGCUCCCCGCGUCCGAGGUUCCGGAAGCGUAUGUCGAUGCGUUCGAUGAGCUGGUCGCCGAGGAAGGGGGUGUGAGCAUUGAGGUGGUUAGGAGGAGGGUGUUUGGGGAGAGUGGGUUGGAUGGUGCGGUGUUGGGACGGAUUGAGGAGGUUGUUGGGUUGGGUGGGGAGGGGAUGGAGAGGGAUGGGCUUGGGAGGGGCGGGUUUUUCGUCGUGUUGGCGCUCGUGGGGUUGGGUCAGGAGGGGGAGGAGGUUUCGUUGGAUGGGGUGGAUGAGAGGAGGAAGGAUUUGCCCGUGCCGUCGCUGCCGCUUUUGGAGAGGAGCGCACAUCUUCAAGCGAAGGUUGCGGAACCCGAACAAACGGAGCAUACCAUCCAGCGUCCGUCUUCCCCGCCAACGCCGCAACGACAACAGCAGCAACAUACCACUCCUAGUACGAGUCAGCAGCCGUCGACACCAAGUCGGUCGCGUGCGCCUAUGCGGAAACAGUCCUUUGGGGACCCCGAGGCCGAUCCCUGGGCGAGUCCCGAUCUGCAUAGAGGACACGAUCAUUCGAGCUAUACAUCUGUACCCACACAGACGAACGGCAUGCGUGGUCCAGCGACUGCGGCGAGAACGACCAGUCAAUUCACAACGCAUGAGGAGCAGCCAAAUCGGACCCCUGCCGCUGAGACUGGCGUAUCGAGGCCGAGCACGCUGAGCAGCGAGGGAGGAUGGGGAAGUUUCAAUCCCUCCGCGGACGCCCGAUUCUCCUCCGCCGCACCCUUCGGCGAGCCCGCACCUGCUUCCCCGAAUGUCCCCGGGCUAGGCCGUUCCCUAGGAAUAGGAGGCAGUACCCCGAUCGUUCCCCACGGUGCCGAAGAGACCGUCACUGUGACGACGAUUGCGGAGAAGGAGGGGAUAUUCAUGUUCCAGCACCGGAAUUACGAAGUCGCGUCCGCGAGGCGGAAUGUGAAAGUGAUAAGGCGGUAUAGCGAUUUUGUGUGGUUGUUGGAUUGCUUGCAUAAGAAGUAUCCGUUUAGACAGUUACCGCUCUUGCCGCCAAAGAGAGUUGCCAUCAAUGGUAAUUACCUAGCGACGGAUGCGAGUUUUGUAGAGAAACGGAGGAGAGGGCUGGCGAGGUUUGUGAAUGCACUGGUUAGACAUCCCGUGUUGAGCCAGGAGCAGUUGGUGGUAAUGUUUCUGACGGUGCCAACGGAACUCGCCGUGUGGCGCAAGCAAGCCAGCAUCAGCAUCCAGGAGGAAUUCACCGGCAAAUCCCUCCCUCCAGACCUAGAAGACUCGCUCCCCAAGACCCUCCCCGAGCUCUUCGACACGGUCCGCGCCGGCAUCCGCCGCUCCGCCGAAGUCUACAUCAACCUGUGCAACAUGGUGGAGCGCCUGAGUCGCCGGAACGAAGGCAUGGCAGCAGAAUAUCUCCGCAUCUCCACCGCCCUGCGCACCUUGACCCAAGCCUCCCGCGACACGUACGCGUGCGAUACGUCCGAUGUGCCGGCCCUGAAUAGUGGGUUGUUAUCCACAGCCAAGCAUUUGGAGCAGUCUCGCGCGCUGCUGGAGGACGAGGCCAAGGGGUGGGAGGAGGGCGUGUUGGAGGAUCUGAAGAGGCAGAGGGAUUCGCUAGUGAGUAUGCGGGAUCUGUUCGAUAGGAGGGAUAAGUAUGCGAGGGACAAUAUACCCGCGUUGGAGAAGAGGAUCAAGAAUAACGAGGCGAAGUUGGAGGCUAUUCGGAAUAGGCCCGAGGGAGUGGGGAAGCCGGGCGAGGCGGAGAAGGUGGAGGAGGCGAUUUUGCGGGAUAAAGAGUCCAUUGUGCAACAGCACGCGCGGGGCGUCUUCAUAAAGGAGUGCAUACGCGACGAGCUGCUCUUCUUCCAGCAGAGCCAGUACCAUGUCAGUCGACUGCAUCAGGACUGGGCGCAGGAGAGGGUCAAGUAUGCCGAGUUGCAGGCGGAUAAUUGGAGGGCGCUGAGUGAGGAGGUGGAGGGGAUGCCGACGGCGGAUUAG
Molecule: messenger RNA, 2437 nt
Organism: Westerdykella ornata
Lineage: Eukaryota; Fungi; Ascomycota; Dothideomycetes; Pleosporales; Sporormiaceae
Exons: 5
Coding region: 230-2437 (735 amino acids)
Biological process (GO): retrograde transport, endosome to Golgi; protein targeting to vacuole
Cellular component (GO): endosome
Molecular function (GO): phosphatidylinositol-3-phosphate binding
Source: RefSeq, a predicted model, not a curated record